Harmonia axyridis is the source of this 1100-nucleotide messenger RNA. RefSeq lists its product as uncharacterized. Gene Ontology annotation, cellular component: mitochondrion. Bases 209 to 970 code for a protein of 253 amino acids. The transcript is spliced from 2 exons. The record is from RefSeq and is a predicted model, not a curated record. Lineage: Eukaryota; Metazoa; Arthropoda; Insecta; Coleoptera; Coccinellidae.
AACCUGAAAAUAUUUCGAAAAGAAAUAUUUCUAAUUUCUAUUCUUAUUGGGGUUUUGAUCAUUUGAGAAUUGGAAAUUAAAUUAUUUAAAAAAAAUUUAUACAGUCACUGCUUUCUAAGAAAUGGUUGAAUAGAUUUAUCUUUUUAAAUUGAAAACUAUUCAUUAACUGUAGAUUAAUUUAAGCUUCUAACAAGUGGAUAUUUCGAAUAUGGUUACUAUAAUUUCGAGGAUUAUUCGUUGCAAUUUCAACAGAAAUCUUCAAGUUUUCGAGUGCAGAUGUCUCAAAUCUAAAACUUUCAUUAUCAGAGCUAGUAGUCUAAAUGCAUACUAUUCACAGCAGAAAAGAGAAAAUUCAUUAUGUGACUUGAAUUCCAAACUGCUUGUUCCAGCAGUAACAAGGAGAUAUAUUUCAGAUGAAAAAAAGGACGAAAUAGGUCAAAGUGAAAAAACAAAGCCAUCCCUUUUCCAAAGGUUUAAACAAAUGUACAAGGAAUACUGGUAUGUUUUGAUACCAGUACAUAUUAUAACAUCUAUAGGUUGGUUUGGAGGUUUCUAUUAUAUGGCCAGAAGUGGAGUAGAUAUAAUUGGAGUUUUGGAAGCACUACAGUUCAAUGAAAAAAUCAUAAACUCCAUGAGAGAUUCUAAUAUGGGAUAUGUGGCUAUAGCCUAUGGUUGCUAUAAAAUAGCCACUCCUGCAAGAUAUACUGUGACUCUAGGUGGUACUACCAUAACAAUCAAUUACUUGAAAAAAUGGGGUUACAUUAAGCCAGUUCCAAGCCCAGAAAAGCUGAAGGAGAUGUAUAAGGAAAAGAAGAUCAGCUUUGACAAAAGCAUGAGAGAAAAAAAAGAGGAACUUAAAACAAAGUUAGAUCAUCGAUUAGAGCAAGGCUUACAUAAGAUUGAAGAAUUUAAGGAUAAAACAGAGAAAAGAAAAAAGAAACCCGAGGAUAUAUUGAAAGAAAAGAAAUAAUAUAUGUAGAACUACAAUCAAUUUUUAAAUUGUAUGAAAAGAUUUUUCAUUUUUUGUUUUAUUUAUCUUAUUACAUAUGAGUAUUUGUAAUUUUUUCAAUCUUGAAAAAAUAUAUUGACUUGUUGACUUA